Messenger RNA from Argiope bruennichi, 2260 nucleotides. RefSeq names its product glutamate-gated chloride channel-like. Gene Ontology annotation, biological process: regulation of membrane potential; chloride transmembrane transport; nervous system process. Bases 462 to 1916 code for a protein of 484 amino acids. Gene Ontology annotation, molecular function: neurotransmitter receptor activity; chloride channel activity; transmembrane signaling receptor activity. The record is from RefSeq and is a predicted model, not a curated record. The transcript has 14 exons. Gene Ontology annotation, cellular component: membrane; synapse; neuron projection. Lineage: Eukaryota; Metazoa; Arthropoda; Arachnida; Araneae; Araneidae.
UCUAGCCGGCAGAGAGCGAAUUUAUCCAGCGUUUCACAGUCAGCGUUGAAGUUUGUAAAAGCGUUGAGCGGCGAAAUGUCGCCAUAUGUGACAUUCGAGUCGUAUUUUUAAAUGCUGGCAGCUGAAACCACUUUUCGAGUCUUGUGAAAAUCUUCUGAAUGCCACAUGAUUGGAAUGGAUGUAGUGAAGAGUUAUGGCGCGGUACAUUUCGCGGAGCUCUGAAACCAUCUAAGACGCUGGCACCGCAGCGCAAGUAACACAGAUCUUAAGAAAUAAAUUAUUGACAGAAUUCUUCAGCUAGAAGGGUAGAAACAAUUAAUUACAGAGCGUAACAAGGUCUGAAAAUUUAUCACAUGUCCGAAAACGUCUUUUAAGAUAUUUUAUCGUCUCCAUCGAUCAUGAAAAACUAGUCAUCUUGCCAAUGGAAAACUGAUUUUGAAUGAUCUAUCCAACACUGAAUCAUGACUCACCGAUUGAUUGCCAGGCUAUUCGUCCUUGUCUCUGUGAUCGCUGUCCUUGGGGCACAGAGACCAGGGGAGAAGCCAAACUUCCGAGCCUUGGAAAAGAGAAUUUUGGACAGCAUAAUUGGUCCCGGACGGUACGACAGCCGAAUCCGGCCACUGGGCAUGAACAAUGCUACAAAUGGUCCAGCAGUGGUGCGAGUCAAUAUGUUUAUCAGAAGCAUUAGCAAAAUAGAUGACGUGAAAAUGGAGUACAGUGUGCAGAUGACCCUCCGCGAGCAGUGGCGUGACGAGCGAAUGCAGUACGACGACCAAAAUGGCCAGGUCCGUUACCUGACAUUAACGGAUCCGGACAAGAUAUGGAAGCCAGAUCUGUUUUUCUCGAACGAAAAGGAAGGUCAUUUUCACAACAUCAUUAUGCCCAAUGUUCUCCUCAGAAUCCACCCGAACGGGGAUGUCCUCUACAGCAUCAGGAUUUCUCUUGUUUUGUCAUGCCCUAUGGAUUUAAAGUAUUAUCCCCUGGACAAGCAAACGUGCUCUAUUACGAUGGUCAGCUAUGGGUAUACAACUGAGGAUCUUGUGUUUCUUUGGAAAAAAGAAGAACCUGUUCAACUUGUCAAGAAACUGUAUCUUCCUCGAUUUACUUUAGAAGCUUUUCUCACGGACUAUUGCACUAGCAGAACAAACACGGGUGAAUAUAGCUGCUUGAAGGUGGACCUUCAGUUCAAGCGAGAAUUCAGCUACUACCUGAUCCAAAUCUACAUCCCCUGCUGCAUGCUGGUUAUCGUGAGUUGGGUUUCUUUUUGGUUGGACCCGAAUGCUAUCCCAGCUCGAGUGUCACUUGGAGUCACCACUCUUCUGACCAUGGCCACCCAGAUUUCUGGAAUCAAUGCUUCUCUGCCACCAGUCUCUUACACUAAAGCCAUAGAUAUAUGGACUGGGGUAUGCCUGACCUUCGUCUUCGGGGCAUUGCUGGAGUUCGCUCUGGUGAACUACGCCUCGAGGAACGAAGAUCACAAGAAGCAGGCCAAGCAGACCCAAGCCAAGUGGGAUCUCGAGAAGGCGGCAGCAGUCGAGACAGAAAGAAUCGAGGAUGCCCAGACCGCUUUCGGAAUACCAACUCCCGCUGCAACCCAUGUGAAAGCACUCUACAAAUCCAGAUAUCAAUACAGGCCAGGAUCAUUCCCCAGCCCACCAGAAAUUGAUAAUGAGAAGCCCUUGGUGCCCGGCGAUCUGAACUCGAUGACCACCAAAUUCCGAGACUGCGAGGUCCACAUGCCGGAGGAAGAGAAGCAUCGUGGAUAUUACCUGUGCGGCAAAUGGUGGUUCAGCAGGUUCCCCACUCGCUCCAAGAGGAUCGAUGUCGUCUCCAGGAUCUGCUUCCCCCUCGCCUUCGCCUUCUUCAACCUCCUCUACUGGACCACCUACCUGCUGAGGGAGGACAAGGACGAAUAACCUUUCUUCUGCCCCUCCAACCCUGUUCUUUCGCAAAUGGGUCAACUCUUAUCUCCUUGUACCAAAGAACCUCCCUGGAAUUUUAUUUCAUUUCUUACGCUAGAAGAAUCCAGCUUCUUUGUUCGGAACACAGAUGACUUUACUGUUCCUUGAUCUGUUCUUUUGUUUGAUGAUGAUUCCACAAACAGCAGCAAAAUAAUAUAUAUAUAUAUGUUCAAACAGACUCUGUCCUUGACGAGACAGAACAAACUCUUCAGGCUGCUAUUCAUUAUAUGUAUGAGCAACUGGCUGCUGUUGGAAAUUAUAUAUUUAUAUAUAUACAUAAAUACAUAUAUACAUACAUA